Diaporthe amygdali is the source of this 246-nucleotide messenger RNA. RefSeq lists its product as uncharacterized. The record is from RefSeq and is a predicted model, not a curated record. The transcript has 3 exons. NCBI's taxonomy places the organism in Eukaryota, Fungi, Ascomycota, Sordariomycetes, Diaporthales, Diaporthaceae. Bases 1 to 246 code for a protein of 81 amino acids.
AUGGCCGGGUCUGGGGUGAUUGAUGGCGCCAAAGACGUCGCCAAUAAGAUGGCCAUGGGACUCAUCAAUGCCAUAGCCGGCACCCGUGCAGCCAACUCGGGUAGUGUAGACUGCGUUGCCGACGAUUUCCCUCGAUCGUCGAAAGGCGGCAAGUGCCCACCGCAUUUGUUGAAGAAAAGGACUGACAAGGAAGCGGGUAAUGAGAGCGUGACCUCUAAUGAGGAAGUAGGCGUUGUGAAAAAGUAA